AAACUGUUUCUGACAGAGACGGGUGAAGUACAACGAAUCCAAGAAGUCAUUUUUACAUUGAGAAUACAGGUAGGCUAAAAAAUAGACCUUAAAUGACCUUUAAUUGUCUAGAUUACCUGGUGGUUUAAUGAAUGGUUUGAUCACUUCUAACGUCAAAUAGAGGGUCUAAUGGUUAACAUUUUAGCGCUUAUACUGCAGUUUCACGCUUUUCAUUCAUUUUCAUCGCGAUUAGUGGUUUCUGUUUUUCCAUGGUUUUGCGGUACAUUAGGCCCCAGUUCCCCUCAUUAUUGACAAAAAGAAAGUACCAGAGAUAGCUGAAGAUAUUGAUCAGAAGCCAGUAAUAUAAGGAUGAGAACAGACAGGGUUACCAAGACGAUAAUUUCAUCAGUUAGCAAUGCAGCGCGGUUAAGGACAGUUCCCAAAACUGACAGAAAUAAUUGAGAUUCAUAAAACGUCCGCUAGGACGACCAGAAAUCUUAAAAGCUCUAUCCAAAUUUAUAAACACCUACUGGUUUACUGAAUCGUGACCUUUUUUCAUUACCAGAUCACAAGCAUUUAUGUCGCAGAGUGAAAUCAAAGCAGCAAAUGAUGGAGACCCCACAUCAACUUGUGAUGAUGAACAAGUGCUUAAUUUUGACGACAGCACUUUGAAAAGUAAAGACUACUUAAGACUGUUAACAGUGUAGUAUCGAAGGCCUUAACACUGAAGAGACAAAAGAGAAACGUUUGAAAAUAGCCACACCCAUGGUCAACUUGCACGGUUUUAGUAGAAACCAUAUUUCAAUAAUUUCAUCCACCAUCGCCAGUUAUAGACGAACAGAAAUCGAGUUUAAGCUCAAUUUAUCAGUGAUCGUAUCUAGUUGGAACUUCGAAUACACAAUAGUGAUAGAACAAAACUAUGCCUACAACUGAUCUUUAAAGGUAAUGUGUCAUUCGUCAGUUAACCCUUAAGACCCUAAGAUCAAAAUUAAAAUUCUCAUUUGUCGCCCCUAUUCAUUUACUAUAGAACGGCUGGGGAGAAGUUUAUAAAAUAUCAAGCAAAUUCAUGUUGUGUGAUCAUGUCUGUAAUUUUCAUGACCACUCUAUUUUACAUAGCAUUGCUGUUACAAGGAGAAAUUUGAUGCUGAUCACUCUGAAGGUUUAAAGGGUGAACAAGUAAUUCAUUGCAAGCUAAAUUUACAAGUGUGAACGAGUUAGUAACAUAUGAGCUUAAUUACAGAAAGUAACGACAACUCAAUUCUGUUUCCUUUUUAGCAAUAGCAGAGGUUUACAACAAUGAAGGAAAUGAAGCAUUCAGUAACAACGAUUAUGACAAUGCCGUUUACUUUUACACGGAGGGAAUCAAAGUAAAUUGCAAAGAUAAAGAUCUCAAAGCAGAACUGUACCGCAACCGGGCAACUGCACACCUCUGUUUGGGUAAAGCUAUUAUGUAUUUUACAUGCCAAUUUUAUUUCUGUCUAGCAGUUUAUGAAAUUAAUAUCUAUUAGAUCCAGGUUUUAUGUUUAAAAAAAAGUACUUUUAAGAUGAUAAAAAUUGCGUCCUGUCUGCUCUUUGUGACACUUCUGAACUGGCGCAUAUUUACCUUGACUAUGAGUCACUGUGUUUUUUACUUUCACAGGAAAUUACAGCGAAACGUUGAGAGAUUUAAAGAUGCCUCUGAUAAACGACCACACUUAUUCUAAACAGUAAUGACAGGUAAUUUUUUUAGUUUUUACACGGUGUAAGCAGUUUACCGCGAUAUUUUAAGGACGGCAUCAUUUUACUUCAACCGGGGGGAAUCCCUUGUGAAAGAGACGGGGAUGCUCAUCGGCUAAUUAAAAUCAAAGCUCUGAAUUAAAAGAGACCAAUAAGGGCGUGGCAGUUGAUCCCUAUCAGACGCCCUCAUACCACCUCGUCCCCAGGGUCUUCUCAGGCCAUAUUGGAUAACGAAAAGACCCUGGGGACGAGGUUGACCCUUAUAAGUUUUCAAGCAGUUAAUUUUUAAAAACAACUAUUUUGUCUCCUCAUCUUCCCAGUUCAAAAAGACCCAAAGAGAAAGGCUUUCGUGGUCAGUGGCAGAUGUUUUGAAUACGAAAUUGCAAGUCAAACUUCUAUGAUGUCUCAAGCUGCUGUCACAGUGCUCGAGGAAAGAUUCAAGCCCGGCGAAGGCGUGGUUGGAAUUGCACGUGCAUUUUAGGAGCUAGAGCUGGUACACAUUGUUAUUGCAUCACUG
This is a messenger RNA of Porites evermanni, 2212 nucleotides long. The record is from the annotation of a GenBank genome assembly. NCBI's taxonomy places the organism in Eukaryota, Metazoa, Cnidaria, Anthozoa, Scleractinia, Poritidae.